AUGCAAAAUAGUUCCUUGGACCAUUACAUAUCUGACAGAACAAAAGGGCAAUUGCUAGACUGGUCUAAGCGAUUCAAUAUAAUUACAGGGUUAACAGAGGGCCUUGUUUACCUGCAUAAAGGUUCCAUGUCCUGCCUUGUCCAUAGAGACUUGAAACCACAUAAUAUCCUCUUGGAUUAUAACAUGAGCCCGAAGAUGACUGAUUUUGGAUCAGCUAGGACACUGAGUUCAGACAUAGCAGAAGGGCGCACAAGUAGGGUCGUGGGAACCUGUGGUUACAAAGCUCCAGAGUAUGCCUCUCGAGGAGUUUACUCGACGAAGACAGAUGUGUUCAGCUUUGGCGUUUUGGUUCUGGUGAUUAUUAGUGGCCAAAAGAAUACCAUACUCGACAAGCGAGUGGAUACUGUUGGUGAUCUUGUACGAGAUGCCUGUCAUAUGUGGAAGGACCAAAGGUUGCAUGAGCUUGUGGAUCCGUUGUUAGGGGACAGAUAUGAAGUCGCUGAGAUAACGAGAUGCGCUCAAGUGGCACAGCUUUGUGCCCAGGAAGAUCCAGCAGAUCGGCCCGCCAUGACAGAUGUUGCUGCAAUGCUGAACUCUGAAAGCAUAAGCUUACCAAUGGAGCCUAAGCAGCCUGCUGCGCUGAUCCAUGGGUGUGCCAACAGAGGCACGACAUCGACAUACAUGGGCCAAUCAAGCAGUACAAUAGAAGUAACCAUAACGAGUUCAGCUCCAAUGUAG
Messenger RNA from Triticum turgidum subsp. durum (durum wheat), 738 nucleotides. NCBI's taxonomy places the organism in Eukaryota, Viridiplantae, Streptophyta, Magnoliopsida, Poales, Poaceae. The record is from the annotation of a GenBank genome assembly.